AUGUCAUAUAUCAAGAAAGCUCUCGCAAAAGAAUCACCUAAAAAUUUCAAUAAAUUGUCUAUGACAAUCAAAGACUUGAACUCAGAUGACUACUCAAUUGCAUCAAGAUUAAGCAGAAGAUCUACAGGAAAAUCAAGUUCCUCAAACAAAUCGUUUGACAUGCAGUCUGCUACAAAACGACAGCCAUUAUCCAAACGGAAUUACUCAAGUGAGGGCAAGCACAAAGAGCCAAUACGUCUACAUCUUAAUUUAAAAUCUAUAUCAAAGCAAUGCACAAAUUCUAUGUCAAAUCCUCUACGGAUAAGUAUGAACUUAAUGAAAGCUCAUGAAUUUAUAGAUCCAGAAGUGGAAACUACAAUUCCUUCAGCUCACGAAUAUUUAUCAAAUACACCUAAAAUUAAGCAUCAUAUUCCUUUUAUUGAUGAUUUAAACUCCACAAAAAUUGAUCAGGCUUAUUAUUUUAAUGAAGAUCUGCAGUUAUCCUCAUAUCUGCCUUUUGAUAGAGAAAAAGCGAGCUUCGAAAGUUUGAUUAAAAAGAAAGGGCCGCUAUCAAAAGAGCAUGUCGAAAAAGAGCUUUCUCUUAAAUACAAAACUUCUAGAAAAAUUGUUCUGGUGCCUAGAAAUGAAGAAAAAGAGCUGCCUGCAAGUGUAGUAGUAUGUGAAGGGAAUGCAAUUAAACUAUAUGAUAUUAAUUUCAAAGAUUAA
This is a messenger RNA of Blepharisma stoltei, 705 nucleotides long. NCBI's taxonomy places the organism in Eukaryota, Ciliophora, Heterotrichea, Heterotrichida, Blepharismidae. The record is from the annotation of a GenBank genome assembly.